AUGUCGGAUAUUGAGGAUGAAAUGGAUAUUGAUGCACCAGUUGCAGACACCUCAAUCAGCUUUGGUGGAGACGCCAAAAAGGGCAAGAGGAGUGCGGCCAAUCUGCCUGUAGAAGCUGAAGAUUCGCUACCAUGGGUGGAAAAGUAUCGACCAAACUCGCUCGCCGAUGUAGAAGGGCACCAAGACAUCAUCGCAACCAUCAAUAAAUUCGUCGACACGAACAGACUACCACAUCUACUUCUCUACGGUCCACCAGGAACUGGAAAGACGUCGACCGUACUCGCCCUCGCCCGACGAAUCUACGGCAACAAGAACAUGAGGCAGAUGGUUUUGGAGCUGAAUGCAUCAGACGACAGAGGCAUCGACGUUGUACGAGAGCAAAUCAAGACUUUCAGUAGUACGAAGCAGAUCUUCUCGGCUGCACCAAAGGCCGGGCAUGCAUCGCUUCCAACCUUCAAGCUGAUCAUCCUGGACGAGGCCGAUGCUAUGACUUCGACAGCGCAGAUGGCCCUACGACGUAUCAUGGAAAAGUACACAGCCAACACACGAUUCUGCAUAAUUGCAAACUACACACACAAGCUCUCGCCGGCGCUCCUGUCGCGAUGCACUCGCUUUCGCUUCUCACCACUGAAGGAGCGAGAUAUCAGGAAUCUGGUGGAUAAGGUUGUCGAGGAGGAGAAGGUCAACAUCACACAAGACGCUACAGAAUCACUCGUCACACUUAGUAAAGGUGAUAUGAGACGAGCUCUGAAUGUCCUGCAAGCUUGCCAUGCGUCCAGCACUCCUCUACAAGAGCCUGGGAAGCCCGCAGUGGACCCAAGCACCAUUGUGCGAGACCAGAUUACGCAGACCACCAUCUACGACUGCAUCGCGGCACCACACCCCUCGGAUAUCAAGUUUAUCAUCGAGACACUACUCUCAACAAGCGACAUGACCCAGUGCCUGCGUACCGUUAAUAACUUGAAGACCUCGAAGGGAUUGGCACUAGCCGACAUUCUGAUAGCAGUGAGUGAAGAGCUUGUCAAGAACGACGUUCCUCCUCAGGUCAUGGUUACUUGGAUGUCGGGCCUAGCAGAUAUCGAGUACAGGCUUAGCGGAGGAGGAAGCGAAGCAAUACAGACUGGCGCCGCCAUCGGUGUUGUCCGGACCGGCGUAGAGCUCAUAGGGAAUGGCAAGAAGUGA
Didymella exigua CBS 183.55 is the source of this 1182-nucleotide messenger RNA. RefSeq names its product P-loop containing nucleoside triphosphate hydrolase protein. Bases 1 to 1182 code for a protein of 393 amino acids. The record is from RefSeq and is a predicted model, not a curated record. Lineage: Eukaryota; Fungi; Ascomycota; Dothideomycetes; Pleosporales; Didymellaceae. Gene Ontology annotation, biological process: DNA repair; DNA-templated DNA replication. Gene Ontology annotation, molecular function: ATP hydrolysis activity; ATP binding; DNA binding. Gene Ontology annotation, cellular component: Ctf18 RFC-like complex; Elg1 RFC-like complex; DNA replication factor C complex. The transcript is spliced from 2 exons.